GGAGCUUACAGGAGGCACUUAGGGGGUGAAGGGAGAGAGAAAGCUGUUUGCAUCUUGACUGCUCAACAUGAUAUACUAACCCAGAAGUAACAAGAUCAGUUGAAGAUUGGAGUCAUUGAGUUACAGGGAUCUGAAAAGUAGCUGUUGGACAUCAGGCUUCCUCUCUCCUCACUGGACCUCGAAUAUCAGUGCUUUUUGUCAUUUUUUUUGUUGCAGAAAAUAAUAAUGAAGACACGUUCAGGGACCUAAAUGUGCAGUUGCUUGAAGGGCACAUCGUAACGUCUGCUUCACCUGGAGUUCCAAAAAAGAAAAUACACAAAUCAAAGUAUCCACAUUUUGACACCUACUGUCAGGAUGUGGUCUUGUAUGACAAACUUCUUCACCUAUGAAACCACGAAGUCGGUGGUUGUGAAGAGCUGGACCAUCGGCAUUAUCAACCGUGUUGUUCAACUUCUCAUCAUCACAUACUUCAUUGGGUGGGUAUUUCUCUAUGAGAAGGCCUAUCAGGUGAGAGACACAGCCAUCGAAUCCUCAGUGAUGACCAAGGUCAAAGGUUUUGGGAUCUACAACAACAAGGUCAUGGAUGUUGCCGACUACGUCACUCCAACACAGGGAGCCUCAGUCUUCUGCAUUAUCACCAAACUGAUUACUACAGAGAACCAAGUCCAAGGAUACUGUCCUGAGAGUGAGAAGAAGUAUGUUUGUACCCAUGACAGCAACUGUACGAAGAACCGCAAUAGGCCAGGAAGUUAUGGAAUUCUUACAGGGAGAUGUGUUCCUUUCAACACCACCAUCAAGAUGUGUGAGAUUAAAGGGUGGUGUCCUGCUGAGAUCGACACCAUAAAGACGACGCCAAUGAUGGAAGUGGAGAAUUUCACCAUCUUCAUUAAGAACAGCAUUCGAUUUCCAUACUUCAACUACACCAAAGGGAACUUCCUUCCUAAUAUCACUGCUGACUACAUCAAAAAGUGUAGCUUUGACAUGGACAACAACAUCUACUGCCCCAUCUUCAGAGUGGGAGACGUUGUCCGCUACGCCCAGCAGAACUUCACCAAACUGGCUCACCAGGGAGGGGUGAUUGGAAUAAAGAUUGGCUGGAUGUGUGAUCUGGACAAGGCGGAUGACCAGUGCAACCCCUCUUACUCGUUCACCCGACUGGAUGCCAUGUCACAGAAGAACAUUGUCUCUCCGGGCUACAAUUUCAGGUUUGCCAAAUACUUUAAGAUGGAAAAUGGAACCGAUUAUCGCACUCUGGUCAAAGCCUACGCUAUUAGGUUUGACGUUUUGGUCAAUGGAAACGCUGGAAGGUUUGACAUGAUCCCUACGCUCAUUAACAUGGUGGCAGCCUUCACAUCAGUGGGAGUAGGUACAGUGCUGUGUGACAUCAUACUGCUGAACUUCCUGAAAGGCGCAGAGCAAUACAAGGCCAAGAAGUUUGAAGAGGUGUCGGACAGCCCAAUGGAACUACAGAGCAACGGGUUGUAUCGCUCCCAGUUGUCACUCAGACAAACCAUGAUGAGGUCCAGCGACUCAGGGGCGUUUUCUAUUGAACACUACAGCUGAAUGAACAUGUUUUUAUUGAUUUAACUGAAUAAUAGUUCUCCUUACAUACUACACUGUACAAUACAGUAACUCUGUGAUUAUGUUAAUACCAAAAAGCAUUUGAAGAACCUUGAACUGUUGCUACGUAGUGCUAAUCUAACACAAAACAACUCCAGACGAGAACAAAUACUUAACAAAAGAAGACAAAACCAUGGUUGUCUUUGCAUGGCAACAUAUCUGUAGCCCAUGUUACACUGAAGCAGCAAUAAACCAGACAGCUGGCAUGAAUUGGUCCACAUCAGGAGUGUCCAAGUCAUUCUAGUUCAGGUUCCACAUUCAGCCCAAUUUGAUCUCCAGUGGACCAGUUUUUACUAUAUGAUCAACAUGACAAAAGAUAAAAAAAGACAAAAAAACAACUAAAGCAAGACAAAAUAGUGUGAAAAUGAAACACAAAACGACAAAAAAUUAGACAAACAACACAAAAUUAAACAACAAAGAGAAAAAAAUUGACAAAAAAGUCAAUUUUUUUGUCGACAAAUUUGCACAAUUUUUUGUGCAUCGACAAAAAGUGGACAAACGACAAAAACAAGACAAAAAACAAACACAAAAUGGCACGCAAAACAACAAAUAAAGCAAAAUGACAAAAGCAAGCGAUGAACGACAAAAAACAAGAAAAACAAGACAAAAUAUUACAAAAAUGAGACACAAAAUGACAAAAAAUUUGACAAAACAUGAAACAAAAUAAAAAAAGACAAAAAAUUUGAAAAAAAUUUAAAUGGUAAACAAUGGACAAACAUCAAAAAUGAGACAAAAAACACAAAACGACACGCAGAACAAUGAAUAAAGCAAAACACGAAAUGACACAAAUGAGACAAAACCACAAGCGAGACAAAAAGGAAACACAAAACAACAAAAACAUGAGACAAAUGACAAAAGUCAGACAAAAAACAACUAAAGCAAGACAAAAUAUUACAAAAAUGAGACACAUAAUGACAAAGAAAUUGACAAAUGACACGAAACACAACAAAAAAAGACAAAAAAUUCAACAAAACAGUUACAAAGAGACAAAAAAAUGGACAUACAACAACCCCCCCCCCCCAAAAGAAAAUACGGUAUGCAAAACAAUGAAUCAAGCAAAACACAAAAUGACAAUAAUAAGACAAAAACCACAAGCAAGAAAAAAACGAAACACAAAACGACAAAAACGAGAAACAACACGACAAAAACAUGAAACAAAAGUCAGACAAAAAAACAACAAAAAACAACAAAAACAAGAUAAAAUAUUACAAAAAUAAGACUCAAAAUGACAAAAGAACAAUGAACAAUCUAGUAUUUUACUUUCUGAUCCAAACAACUUGUCAUGGUCUAGAAAUGAUUUUAAAUUUAUAGUUUUACUAAUUUACAAUCUGCAGUUAAUGUCUUCUGUGGAAUUUUUACACUUUGAGGGCCGGAUUGGACCCUCUGGAGGGCCACUUUUGGCCCACGGGCCUCAUGUUGGACACUCCUGGUUCACAUGGCCGUCUUCAGUAGCUCUUUUGUAUCUUCUGUUCUGAUGCAUUUACUCUGCGUAGUCGAGAUGGAUUUUGGUUUGAUUUGAUAAAAGCAUGACCCACAGAAGUAUCCUAACUCUGAAUUUUCUACAAUGGAAUCAUUAAAGCUUUUGUUUUUGUAAUAAAAACACAGUCAUGCAUUUUGGUUCUUUCCUAAAUUUAUUAAAGGUUGUCUGGAAAUAUGUUAAAAUCUGCUGGAUCAAAAAUAAAGCUUCUGGUUGUAUCUUUUAAUCAACACAGAAAAAAAGAGAAUGUACAAAACAUGAUGGAUUUCCAUAUGGACAUAUACAAGUAUGACAUGAUGACUAAAUACAUAUGUGACGUGAUGAAUUUAAAUAUGUAUAUGUACACAUAUGACAAUAAAUGUCCAUGUGGAUAUGUGCA
Amphiprion ocellaris (clown anemonefish) is the source of this 3476-nucleotide messenger RNA. It is a transcript of the gene p2rx3b, whose product is annotated as purinergic receptor P2X, ligand-gated ion channel, 3b. The transcript is spliced from 12 exons. The record is from RefSeq and is a predicted model, not a curated record. The coding region runs from base 355 to 1563 and encodes 402 amino acids. Gene Ontology annotation, cellular component: nuclear inner membrane; plasma membrane. Gene Ontology annotation, biological process: response to ATP; monoatomic cation transmembrane transport. Lineage: Eukaryota; Metazoa; Chordata; Actinopteri; Pomacentridae. Gene Ontology annotation, molecular function: ATP binding; purinergic nucleotide receptor activity; extracellularly ATP-gated monoatomic cation channel activity.